GGAGGUUCCACUGUCAGACCGAAAGAGACCACCCAAUCCCUGUGAAGGCGGAACGAGCGGAAAGUCGAGAGAAGCGGAGCGCGGCAUCACCGUACAGUGCAGCCCCCGGGGCCCCUAGAGCGAGCAGAGCCACGUCAGCCCUUGUGGGGAGCCCGGGGGAGGGGAAAGGGGCGGACCCGGAACAGGAAGUGUGACAGCCCCGCCCUUUCUCAGGUUUGAAUGGUGCUGAGCUGGAAGCUGACAGAAGAGCAGGAACAUGAAGGCCUUAAUCCUGGUUGGUGGCUUUGGGACCCGGCUCCGCCCCCUGACUCUGAGUGUCCCCAAACCAUUGGUGGAUUUCUGUAAUAAGCCCAUCCUUCUGCAUCAGGUGGAGGCUCUGGUGAAGGCGGGGGUUAAACAUGUGAUUCUGGCCGUCAGUUACAUGUCAGACCUGCUGGAGAAGGAGAUGAAGGAGCAGGAGAAGAGGCUGGGGAUCCGAAUUUCCAUGUCCCACGAGAAGGAGCCGCUGGGCACAGCCGGGCCCCUCGCUCUCGCCAGAGACUUACUGACGGAAAACGCAGAGCCUUUCUUUGUGCUGAACAGCGACGUCAUCUGCGACUUCCCCUUCGAAGAAAUGGUUCGCUUCCACCGGCAACACGGGAAGGAGGGGACCAUUGUGGUUACAAAGGUGGAGGAACCCUCGAAGUACGGCGUGGUGGUAUACGAAGGAGAGACGGGCAGAAUCCAGCGAUUUGUCGAGAAACCGCAAGUCUUCGUCUCCAACAAGAUCAACUCCGGAUUAUAUAUCUUCUGCCCGUCUAUACUGAACCGGAUCCAGCUGCGCCCGACGUCCAUUGAGAAGGAGAUUUUCCCUGCCAUGGCUGAGGAAGGACAACUAUUUGCAAUGGAGCUACAAGGGUUUUGGAUGGACAUCGGGCAACCCAAAGACUUCCUGACCGGCAUGUGCAUGUACCUGCAGUCUGUGAGACACAAACACCCUGACUGGCUCCACGCCGGGCCCGGUUUUGCGGGAAACGUCUUGGUGGAUCCCACUGCCAAGAUCGGGGAAAAUUGCUGCAUUGGGCCCAAUGUGACGAUCGGGCCAGGCGUGACGGUGGAGGACGGAGUGAGGAUAAAGCGUUGCACAAUCAUGAAGGGGUCUCGUAUUCGCUCACACUCCUGGCUGGAGUCCUCUAUAGUAGGGUGGAGCUCAGCUGUUGGACAAUGGGUACGGAUGGAGAACGUGACCGUGUUGGGCGAGGAUGUUAUUGUGAACGAUGAGCUUUAUCUGAACGGAGCCAACGUCUUACCCCACAAGUGCAUCGCAGAGUCGGUGCCGGAACCCCGAAUUAUAAUGUAGAGACGCCAUGGAACGCUCUAGAACUGCAGACUGAGAUUUUAUGUUAAUGUUUACAAGCACUGCUCUCCUUUACCCCACUGGAGUCCCCAGCAACCAGUGCCAAACUCACCUGAGAUCAGUACAGGGUGGGGGUAUCCCUUGUCUGCACUCUCUAUGGAGGGGAAAGAGGAAAGAAUCUCUCUUCCGAUCAUACUAUGGGGCAGGGGCGUUCUCUCUCCUGUACAUAGUAAUGGGGUGGUGGUGUCGUCCAAUAGACUCUCUUCCAUAGUGAGUUCAGAACUCUCGAUGGAGGAGAGAGCGGGGGUAAGGGUGGGGUGUGUCUCGCUCCUGUUCAUAGUAUGGAGGGGGGAGUCUCACUCCUGUUCAUAGUAUGGAGGGUUGGUCUAUGUCCUGUACAUUUGGGAGUCUCUCCCCUCCUUUUCCAGGGGGGAGAUUUCUCUCUCUCACUCCCCUGUACUCUGUAUUUGGGCUCUUUCUAUGUCUUAGUAUGUGGAAGGAGGGGUCUCUCUCUCGCCCUCAGUAGGCUGUUGGGGAACUGGGGGGAAAUCUCCUGUUUCUUCUUCACUCAGUAUACAGAAGGGUAUGCACAAUUGGGCAAUCUCUCUCCUGUACUCAGUAUAUGGUGGGGGGUCUUCCACUCUCAGUAUAUGAUGGGGUGUCCCCCUCUCCUGUACUCAGUAUAUGGUGGUGGGUCUUCCACUCUCAGUAUAUGAUGGGGUGUCCCCCUCUCCUGUACUCAGUAUAUGGUGGUGGGUCUCCCUCUGCCUGCAGUGGUUUGGGGGUCUUCCACUCUCA
Molecule: messenger RNA, 2134 nt
Organism: Rana temporaria (common frog)
Lineage: Eukaryota; Metazoa; Chordata; Amphibia; Anura; Ranidae
Product: mannose-1-phosphate guanyltransferase beta
Exons: 10
Coding region: 257-1339 (360 amino acids)
Biological process (GO): cell wall mannoprotein biosynthetic process; GDP-mannose biosynthetic process
Cellular component (GO): cytoplasm
Molecular function (GO): mannose-1-phosphate guanylyltransferase (GTP) activity; GTP binding
Source: RefSeq, a predicted model, not a curated record